Molecule: messenger RNA, 1573 nt
Organism: Hypoxylon fragiforme
Lineage: Eukaryota; Fungi; Ascomycota; Sordariomycetes; Xylariales; Hypoxylaceae
Exons: 2
Coding region: 273-956 (227 amino acids)
Biological process (GO): mitochondrial respiratory chain complex I assembly
Cellular component (GO): mitochondrial inner membrane
Source: RefSeq, a predicted model, not a curated record
GUGAAUCCCCCUUAAUGCUGUGAUAGGUACAACUACUAGUAGUACAUGAUUGUACAUCAGGAUAGUACAGUAUCGAAACCUUUUAUUUCCCCACUGUACAAGCUUCUCCAAAAACGAUGACAUUAAAUCAAUCUUUUCUUUGCGCAAACUCCCAGCUCUUAGCUCUUGCGACAAUAAGAAAAGUUAGGAAAAACAGCUCCAAACUUACUGUCGAUUUAGCACAAUGGGAUUUAUCACUACUUCAAGGUAGUACAUAUAUAUAGCAGUCAAUCAUGGCUUCUUUAAUACGCGCAUGCCGGCCUGCAACCCAAUUCGCUUCAGCCCUGCGAAAAGAAGGGUGCCAGGUCCAGCGCCCACUGUCAACAGCAAAGAAAUCUCUAGCCUGCAACGCGACAAGCCACGGAUAUUUUCCAGCUUCGCGCACAAUAUCACCCUUCCAUACAACCACCUCGCACAACAAGGGGCGUGAUGAGCCACCUACGACCGACUUUGGAGCUAUGGACGUGUUGGGCAAUACGCCAGCUCCCUCUACCGCCAUCGACGCUUGCAUGCCCGACGGCUUCCGAUUCAACAACGGCUCUAGGGUCCUCGAUGGCGGGGGUGUCAUACUAGUCGGCGGCGAAGCCUUCGCUUGGCGGCCCUGGUUACCCGGCGGCGAGAAUCGCCUAUUGAAUAAGAAAGGACAGUGGGAAGUGGCCAAAGAGGCAUUCGGUCUACUAAGUUUGAUUUGGCCUCGGCCAGACCUGUUGAUACUAGGCCUUGGCCCGGAGAUCCGCCCGAUAAGCCCCGACUUGAGGAAGCAUUUAAGCAGCCUGGGCAUGAAGGUAGAGGUCCUAGAUACGCGGAAUGCGGCGUCGCAAUUCAACUUGCUUGCUACGGAGAGGGGCAUUGACGAUGUUGCGGCUGCACUGAUACCGAUUGGCUGGAAAGAGGGAGUCGGAGCACUCGCUCGGUAAGCUGUACAACAUUUGCACGAUGCCAGUAUAACUACCUAGGUAGAGAUGGCAGCACUCGAAUUUUAACUUGUGUCGCCGAGCUACGGAACGCCACGACAAACACUUACCGCUAGCCCAUUUUCCCAUGUACCACUAAAAGAGGAUUUGCUUGCUUAAGGGGAAAAGGGGCGGGGGGGAUAGAAUGGGACUCUGCGGAGUUCGUAAGAACAAAAAGGGGGAGGCACUAUUUAGAUGCAUUGGGCAUAAUCAGUUGACUUGGUGGUGAAUAUGUAGAGAUUCUUAGGUUGGAAAACUCACUUUUCGUGUGACCUUACUUGAAAGACACGAUCAGGUACCAAUGAUAAUUGCUAAGACAUGUGGCAUUGUGGCUGCUACCUAGUGGGAACCUGAAAGGAUGCCAGCUGAGCUUGAAGUACUUGGAUAUGUCAUCACAUACAUAUAUCGUGAUAGUUACUUACUGUAGUUAGGUACCUGGGUUGAAAUCUCCCCUAUUUCCUACGCAACCAUACCUAGAACAUCAUGAUAGAACAUCAUGAUAUUAUGUACGCUUCGGGGGUAUGUAUCUUACCUAGGGUACCUAUGUAGAGUAGGUAAAUUAAUAUGCAUGACGUCUGUGA